AUGUCGCAAAGACCCUCGACGCCAGUCAAGGUCCCCUCCUCGGCCGCCGACUACACACCCGCGACGCUGGACCCCGACCUGCGCUCCCAAAUAAACACGAUCCUUCUCCGCGACGGCCACGUCCCAAAGAUACAAGAGCGCCUCCUCCACGCCCUCAACGCCGACGCGUCCGACUGGCCCACGGCCAUCCAGAACCACGCCCUGCAGCUGCUGCGCUCCGGCGAGGUCAUCACCUUUCCCGCGCUCCUGCGGCGCGUCCUCGACGACGUGCAGGAGGCGUCCGCCAGGGCCAACGGCACGGCGCCGCCGCCGCCGCCCACCAACGGCAAGACAAACGGCGCGGCGUCGGAUGCGGCGGCCAAGACGUCGCUGGCGGUGCCGCAGGCCGUCGUCGAGGACACGAUUCGCGUGACCAAGGAGUGCUUGGAGAGCGUGUGCGAGAUUGAAGACUAG
Akanthomyces muscarius is the source of this 453-nucleotide messenger RNA. RefSeq lists its product as uncharacterized. The transcript is spliced from 2 exons. Lineage: Eukaryota; Fungi; Ascomycota; Sordariomycetes; Hypocreales; Cordycipitaceae. The record is from RefSeq and is a predicted model, not a curated record. The coding region runs from base 1 to 453 and encodes 150 amino acids.